AUGCCCAGCCAUGGACCCCCGCCGAGUAAGCGCCGCCGGAUUGCCGCUCCCGCGAAGCCACGCACCACCGCCUAUAUCGAUUUGGAAAAUCAAGGCGAAGAGGAGGAUGCGGAUCUCAAGAGGCUCAUGGUGGCUCUGCGAAAGAAGAAGAAGAUUGUGGUCAUUGCAGGUGCUGGCAUCUCCGUAUCUGCAGGAAUUCCCGAUUUCCGAUCCUCGACAGGCCUGUUCGCCACUCUCCGUGGGCAGCAUAAACUUAAGGCGUCCGGGAAACAUCUCUUCGAUGCGUCGGUAUACAAACACGAUUCGUCCACCGAAUCCUUCCAUACCAUGGUUCGCGAGCUGGCUCAGAUGACCUCCGAUGCGAAGCCGACCCCGUUUCACCACAUGCUGGCGUCCAUCGCCGCCGAGGGCAGACUUAUGCGCAUGUAUAGCCAAAACAUUGAUACCCUCGACACCCAGAUGCCGCCCCUGGCGACUACAGUCCCUCUAAACACCAAGGCGCCCUGGCCGACAACUAUCCAGCUCCACGGCGGACUCGAAAAUAUGGUGUGCACAAAGUGUGGCUACCUGGAACGUUUCAACGCAUCGCUGUUCGAGGGCCCGGAACCGCCGCCGUGCGAGAAGUGCAAGGAACAGGAUGAGGUGCGGACUGCUUUUGCGGGGAAGCGGAGCCACGGAAUUGGGAAGUUGCGCCCAAGGAUCGUGCUUUAUAACGAAUACAAUCCAGACGAGGAGGCCAUCGGAAACGUGUCCAAGGCCGACUUACGGAGGGUUCCUGACGCCGUCAUUGUGGUCGGCACGAGUUUAAAAAUCCCUGGGGUACGGAGGCUGGUCAAGGAGAUGUGCCAGUUGACCCGGAGCAGAAGGGACGGCAUCACAGCGUGGGUUAAUCUUGACCCGGAGCCGCAAGGCGCCGAUUUCAAGGAUUGUUGGGAUCUCGUGGUGCGCGGGAAGUGCGACGAUAUCGCAGAGCUCGUCAACCUUCCGCGCUGGGAUCAGCAGGAUAUUGGAGACCGUGAGAGCUAUAUGGUCACCGGGGAUGAAAUGAAGGAGAAGAGGUGCACGGACAGUCUGAAUCGCGAUAGGAUCGACGUUCUUCUCGAGCGCAAGCGGUCGAGAAGCGCGGAUGGUGAGGGCUUUGUCGCUUCUCGGGAGGAGCUGGCACCCGCGGACCGAAGAUUCGAGCUCCCCGGGCGCGGCGGCAUGCCUACUCCGAGCGCGACUCCACGAGUCCGCAGCCCUCUUCCCUCCGUCAAGCCGGUGGCCAAGGGGAAAUCAAAGCAGGGUACCCUCGCGUUCGGCAAAGAGGGCGUUUCGACAACCGCCCUACCACCAAAACCCGCUGCCCCCAAGCGGAAGCCCCGUCAGGCCAAGAAGGAGCCCGCAAAGCCGAGAAACAGGCUCGACCAAACCUUCCGCGCCACCAAGUCCACCAUAUCAGUGACACUCAAAGACAUCAAAACCCCCCCAAGGCGGCCUCCUUCGGAAGCCGACUCUUCAGAUUUGUCCUCCCCCAUCGACCUGCCGGCCGAUUUUCUCAGCCUGCCUUCUUUGCGCCCCAAAAACAAGGUCACCAAAUCCAUCCCGCUCACUGUUCUCACUGGCCCACCGAACACCGAUAACAGCGGUGCCCUUCGCCGGGCGGGCGCGGCAAGGUCCAGGAACGGGGAGGAGAACAUGGCGAGCAGCCCCCCGACCACCCCGGUCGAAGAGACCAACGCCGCGUCCUUGGGCACCAUUUCCCCUACCUCCAAGCCGAGGAGCAUGAGUCAUCUCAUUGAUUGA
Molecule: messenger RNA, 1785 nt
Organism: Chaetomium globosum CBS 148.51
Lineage: Eukaryota; Fungi; Ascomycota; Sordariomycetes; Sordariales; Chaetomiaceae
Exons: 3
Coding region: 1-1785 (594 amino acids)
Biological process (GO): replication-born double-strand break repair via sister chromatid exchange; regulation of DNA repair; pericentric heterochromatin formation
Cellular component (GO): mating-type region heterochromatin
Molecular function (GO): histone deacetylase activity, NAD-dependent; NAD+ binding
Source: RefSeq, a predicted model, not a curated record